CAGUUUUUCAUCACUAACAACUUUGGAAUCGACAAUGCCGGAACAAUCAAUUUACAACUUCAAAUACGACCCAUCAGUCGCUGAAUUCGCCAUAUCUAAGUCUGCGUACCUGGAAGCUCACCCAAGAGAACCCUUCGAUCUCAUCGCUACAAGUGCACUUGUUGUGCACAAGAGCACUACUUCAGAGCCCCGCGUUCUAAUCCUGCAGCGCGCUGCCAGCGACUCAAAUCCCAACAAAUGGGAGCCCCCAGGCGGAGCUGUUGACGAUGAUGAUGUGAGCAUUCUACAUGCUGCUGCGCGUGAACUUUGGGAGGAGGCAGGUCUGCGCGCUGCUCGGAUCAGUGGACCAAUUGGAGAGCCUCACUUCUUUGCUCGAAGCAAUGGUGACAGAGUUUGCCGAUUCAACUUUGUUGUGCAUGUUGCCAGUCAAGGGAGCGAUGUUCCUAUCACAAAACUGGAUUACAAAGAGCACCAGAAGGAGGUUUGGGCGACUGAAAGUGAGAUUCAUGCGGGGAGGACUCGGGAUAUAGAAUUGGAAUUCGUGAACGAAGAGGUCAAGCGCACCAUCCUCCUGGCCUACGACUAUCCGCGUACCACUUGAAUGUGGUAUCCGAAGCGCGGAUGUGAAAUCUGAUACUCUAGAGGGAAGGACCCCGUAGUGGAUGGAAGGGUAUACAUUUCACGCAAUACGUUUCAGGGUAGCAUCAGGGUGCAGAGCAUGUUUACAAUCAAAGAAUGCCAUUCGAACAUGUGAAACUUGGGUUGAAGAAUAGCAAUGUCAUAUAUGUUCAUCGUCAUUA
Molecule: messenger RNA, 800 nt
Organism: Boeremia exigua
Lineage: Eukaryota; Fungi; Ascomycota; Dothideomycetes; Pleosporales; Didymellaceae
Product: NUDIX domain protein
Exons: 1
Coding region: 35-601 (188 amino acids)
Source: RefSeq, a predicted model, not a curated record